Spea bombifrons (plains spadefoot toad) is the source of this 605-nucleotide messenger RNA. RefSeq names its product cocaine- and amphetamine-regulated transcript protein-like. Gene Ontology annotation, biological process: G protein-coupled receptor signaling pathway; negative regulation of appetite; adult feeding behavior. The transcript has 3 exons. The record is from RefSeq and is a predicted model, not a curated record. NCBI's taxonomy places the organism in Eukaryota, Metazoa, Chordata, Amphibia, Anura, Pelobatidae. The coding region runs from base 52 to 378 and encodes 108 amino acids. Gene Ontology annotation, molecular function: neuropeptide hormone activity.
GAGCGUAGAGGGGAACACUCUCUGGAUCUGGGGAGCUCUGCAUUCAGUACCAUGGACAGUACAACUGCUCUCUUCAAAUUACUCUGUGCCAGCCUUCUUAUCAUCUGCCUGUGCCAUGGACAGUCCUCAAGGGAAAUGUCUUCAGAAGAUUUUGAUGACAAGAAACCUCCCUCCUCAACUGAGAAAGAGCUGGUAGAGGCAAUGGAAGAACUUCUGGGAAAAUUUCAGGACAGAUACCCCACAUACCAGAAAAAAGCUCAGAUUCCUUUGUGUGACAUUGGAGAGAGAUGUGCAGUGAAGCAGGGACCCAGAAUCGGCAAGCUGUGUGACUGUUCCCGCGGAUCAUCCUGUAACUCUUUCCUUCUGAAGUGCAUUUGAAGACAUGCGUUAUUUGGCAUCCCCGAAACUCCAGAAACAACCACACUUUAGAUAUCAUUGAGCAAGAGAUCAUCACUCAUAGUGCCUGCUUUCAUAAAAUAGUCUUCUUUACUUUGAAGCAAAUACACAACAUGAGAUUUGCUGUUUCCCCCCAGGAUAUGUACCCAAUGGGUCAGGAGAAUGGCCUAGGCAUUAGUCUUAGUAUCAUUAAAAAUAAAUGCAUUUUC